AUGACCGUGAACAAGAUGGAUAGGAUCUCAGACCCGGGGCAUCCUAAAUUAGACUGGCAGGAGGGUCGGGGAAGUGGCACAGCCAGGAAAACACUGCACUUUGAGAUUUCCAAAGAAGGCAGUGACCUGUCGGUGGUGGAACGCGCAGAAGUCUGGCUCUUCCUCAAAGUCCCCAAGGCCAACAGGACCAGGACCAAAGUCACCAUCCAGCUCUUGCAGAAACAACCCCAGGGCGGCGUGGACGCAGGGGAGGAGGCAGAGGAAAUGGGCUUGAUGGAGGAGAGAAACGAGGUGUUGAUAUCGGAAAAGGUGGUGGAUGCCCGGAAGAGCACGUGGCACAUCUUCCCCGUCUCCAGCAGCAUCCAGCGGUUGCUGGACCAGGGCAAGAGCUCCCUGGACGUUCGGAUUGCCUGUGAGCAGUGCCACGAGACGGGCGCCAGCCUGGUGCUCCUGGGCAAGAAGAAGAAGAAGGAGGAGGAGGGCGAAGGGAAGAAGAAGGACGGAGGAGACGGAGGGGCAGGGGCAGACGAGGACAAGGAGCAGUCCCACAGACCUUUCCUCAUGCUGCAGGCCCGCCAGUCUGAAGACCACCCUCAUCGGCGGCGGAGGCGGGGCUUGGAGUGUGACGGCAAGGUCAACAUCUGCUGUAAGAAACAGUUCUUUGUUAGUUUCAAGGACAUUGGCUGGAAUGACUGGAUCAUCGCUCCCUCCGGCUAUCACGCCAACUACUGCGAGGGUGAGUGCCCGAGCCACAUAGCAGGCACAUCUGGGUCCUCGCUCUCCUUUCACUCGACCGUCAUCAACCACUACCGCAUGCGGGGCCACAGCCCCUUCGCCAACCUCAAGUCGUGCUGUGUGCCCACCAAGCUGAGACCCAUGUCCAUGCUGUACUAUGAUGAUGGGCAGAACAUCAUCAAAAAGGACAUUCAGAACAUGAUAGUGGAGGAGUGUGGGUGCUCAUAG
Molecule: messenger RNA, 963 nt
Organism: Puma concolor (puma)
Lineage: Eukaryota; Metazoa; Chordata; Mammalia; Carnivora; Felidae
Source: RefSeq, a predicted model, not a curated record